Messenger RNA from Acanthochromis polyacanthus (spiny chromis), 2247 nucleotides. RefSeq lists its product as uncharacterized. Gene Ontology annotation, molecular function: protein binding. Bases 358 to 1458 code for a protein of 366 amino acids. The transcript has 5 exons. The record is from RefSeq and is a predicted model, not a curated record. NCBI's taxonomy places the organism in Eukaryota, Metazoa, Chordata, Actinopteri, Pomacentridae.
GAGCCCUUUCAGUGUAUUAUUUUGUGCAUCUCUGCAAGCAAACAUGUUUCCACCAAAUGUUGUGUGUUCAACUGUUACUAGGGGCUGAGAGAAGGGAAAAGGAAGAAGUGAAUGAGGGAAGUUUAUGGAGGAGGUCUGGGGUAUGGGACGUGGGCAGCGUUUGAAGAAGAGGAAUGUAUCAGACAGCAGGCAAACAUCGCUGGUAGCUUGAAAAAACACAUACACUCACACACACAAACACAUUUAGACACACUGACACACACUUGCAUUUAGCUCCCGAGGGUCUCACUGGAAAUUUAACUUAACCUGUCUCCGUUCAGUAGCUUCUGCUCAAACAGGAUCUCGCCAUCUUUCUCCAUGGCUCUCCUGUGCUGUGGCCUGUUGGUGCUGCUGUGCUGUUUUGGUUCUGCCUCGGCUAGUGUUGGUGAAGACACGGACUAUGGAGGCAUUCCUCUGUGGAUUAACCGCCUGCUGGGUGAGCCCAGUGUUCUGAGUCUGCAGGGACGGAUGGAUCCGGCCUGGCUCCGAGCUAACAAUCCCCUGGCCUGCCCUCAGCAGUGUGACUGUCCCAUCCAGUGGCCCACAGCUCUCUACUGCGACCACAGAAGUCUGGCAGACAUCCCUGACCAGCUGCCAGACAGAACCCAAUACUUGUUUCUUCAGGGCAACGACAUCUCCUCCCUGCCCUCCUCUGUAAUGACCAACAUCACUGGUCUCCGCUGGCUCAUCCUGGACAACAACAAGCUGCAGAGCGACAAGCUGGAGCUGGCCUCCCUGCAGAACCAGACCCAGCUGUGCUAUUUUUUUGCCAACCACAACCACCUGACAUCAGUGCCCAGUGCUCUGCCAGCUGGACUCAAACAGUUGCGACUGGCUCACAACCAAAUCAGCAGCAUCAGCCCCAAAGCUUUCCAGAAAGUGCAAAACCUGACGCUGCUGCUGCUGCAGGGAAACAGACUGCAAACCAUCAAAGAGGGAGACCUCAAAGGCCUGCUUAGGCUGAAUCUGUUGGACCUCAGUGGAAAUUUGUUCUCCACCAUGCCCAAACAUUUACCUCCCUCCAUCCAGCAGCUCUAUCUGUCUAACAACUCUCUGUCUGCGCUGGAUGAGGACAGCUUUGUGGGAUUCCUCAACCUAAAGUACCUUCGUCUAAGUCGCUGUGGCCUGCAGAACCUCGCCAUCCACCCGCAGGUCUUUAACUCCUCCAGCUUGGUGGAGCUGGACUUGUCUUAUAACAAACUUACUACCAUUCCCACAGUUCCCACCACCCUGCAGAACCUCUACCUGGAGGCCAAUCAGAUACAAGAGUUCAACGUGACCAGUUUCUGCAGAGAGGUGGGACCUUUGUCCUACUCCAGGAUAAAAAUCCUCCGAUUGGAUGGAAACAAAUUGUCCUACCAUCUGCUGCCUCCCGACUGGGUGUUUUGUCUGCGAGUCCUGCGAAUUAUUUACAUCUGACUCCACCUUCUGAACAUGAAUCUAGUCUACAAGUACUGUAUGCGACUGGUCAACCUCAUCUAAUGCUACAAAGAAAAAGUCAUGAUUCAACUCACAAUGUUUUGUUUUAUUGUCCAACUCAUCAUCUGUGAACUCAAACAACCCAGCCUUAAAGCUUGAAACCUGAGACGAAGACUGUAAUUCAUUAUGUCUCCAAUACGUGGAUAUACAGCCAAAAGAAAACUGAGCUUCAAAAGAUGCUGAGCUUGAACUUAAUGCUAAACCAAAGUUAUUUAAUGGUAAUGCAACAAGCUAUGAUCAAAACUUCUCUCAUAUCAUCAAUGUAGGCCUUUGGGGUUUCUGUGUCUCAUUCCAUGUUUUCCAAGUUAUGCCUCAUCAGGGUUUUACAUCUGUGUGUUAUUACUGAAUAGGACCAGUGACAAAACCUCUCAUUUCUGACUUGACUGAAGAAUGCGCUCUGGUUAAACUGAGCUGUCUCAGGGCAAAAGGAAACAUGGUGAAUGUAUGAGUGGCAAAAAUCAGUAGCUUUCCCAUGAGAGAAUCUGACUCAGUUAACUAGACGGUGUUUAACAGCCACACCACACAGUGAGCUGUGUGUAAAUGGAAAUUUUAUGAUGAAAGCACUAAGAAGUUGAAACCUCUUGCAUAUAUAUGUGUGUGUAAUAAAGUGAAAUGUAGUCACUUUAUGCUUGAUUUAUGAACUGAUGUUGAUAAUCAUAAUCAUGAAGUUUGGUUUGAACAAGUAACUGAAACAUAAUAUCGACGUCAACAUAAAGUUUUGUGAAUGUG